Molecule: messenger RNA, 2519 nt
Organism: Paramecium pentaurelia
Lineage: Eukaryota; Ciliophora; Oligohymenophorea; Peniculida; Parameciidae
Source: the annotation of a GenBank genome assembly
AUGAGUACUGCCAGAUUCAAAAAAACAGAAUUUAGAAUAUAAGAGAUGUAAACUGAAAUAGAUGCUCUUAUGACUUAACUCUAAUCCAACUCUAAGAAUGUAUCCUCAUCUUAAUCAGAGCAAUUGUAGAUGCUGAUCGAGGAUUUACAUUCUACUAAUUUUCAAACUUAAGAGCUCUCCAAGGAAUCAGAUUAAUUAACAGAUGCAUUAUAUUCUCAAUCAGAUCAUGAUGUGAUAUUAACAUAAGCAUAAAUGAAAAAAAUAUAAGGUUCCUUGAAUCAGUUCUUAUCAAUCACAAAAUAAGUAAUUUAAUUUUUACAAAUUAGAAUCUCUAAAAUGUAGAGAAAGAAAUAGAAUUGAUUGAGAAGAGUUUGCAAACUAUAUAAGAAUAAAACAAAGUCUAUACAGAAAGCCUAAGUAAAUUUAGAGAUAAUCUAAAAAUGUGUGAUACUUAAGUUGUUAAAGUGCUUGAUCAAACUGCAUAUAAUAAUUGGAAUAAAAUUAAGUAAUUUUUUGAUGUUGAUAUAAUUUAAACUUCUGUUCCAUUAGGUCUUAUUAUGAAAGUAUAAUUAUACAUUCUUAAAUUAACAGAAGCCUGUAAUUCUAAUUCAAUUAAAGCCAAAUAAUAAAUUAAUGAAGAUCUAACAGCUCUCUUAAUUGAGAUUAAUUCGUAAAAUUAAUUAUUUUAAAACAUUAACUUACUUGAAUAGUAUAUAAUGGGAAUUUUAAAAUCUAAUAAUAAGGUUAAUCUAUUUAUAUUCAUUUAAAAAUGUAUGAAUUCUAUGCAUUUUAACUUUUGUUAAAUAGCAUAAAUCUUUAAUCAGCAUAAUAUUUCCUAUAAAAUAUAAUAAUCAAUUUCAUAAGAAAUAGGCACUAAGAAUUAAUGUUUAAAAUCUUUAUAAGUUAAGAAAUCUUAAUUUAUGAUUGAGAUGGAAAAAUUCAAAAAAUAAAGUAAAGAACUAACUACAUAAGUUGCACAAUUAGAAAAAUAACUUGAAAAAUAAAUAGAAGCUGAAACAUAGCAUCUUUUAGCUAUGUACUUGAGAGAUAAAGAAUAGAGUAUAUCUGAAAUUAAAAAAAAAUAUGGUAAGAAAUAUUUUGAUAACAUGCUGUCAGAUGUAAAACAAGAGUUUAAGAAAAUUUGUCUAAAUUAAUAAGUCUUAUAUGCCAACAGUAUUGAAUAAGCUUUCUUAAGAGUAGAUGUAAUUAAUACUUAGUUAAUGAAUAAUAAAACUAAAGCCCAACAAUUAAUUUAACAAUAUUCUUAAUAAAAAUUUAAAAAGGCUAGUAGUGUAAUAAUUUAAUUAAAUGGAAUUGAUAAAAGGGAAUAUUUAUUGGAAUUAUAAUAAUGUAAGAUAUAGCUGUUAUAAAUUGAAAAUAAAGUAGAGAGAAAAAUGAUUAUUUAAGAUUUAGAUGAAUUGUUAUUACAAAUUUAAUAUCAAAUCAAUGAUAUCAAAUUAAGAAUCUAAGCAAGCAACGUACCUCAGAAAAUUAGAAGUGAUUCAAUUGAUACAUAAAGAAAGACUAAUAGAACAAUUGAACAUCACAGAUCAUAAUCAUAAACUCCUAUUCAGUCCCCUCAAAUACCUGUACCUUAAAUUACUCUUUAAUUAUUAAAUAUUAAUUUGCCAAUCAAUAAUCCUAAAGAAAUAUUCGAUUCUAGUGAAGAUCCAAUUAAAUCUAAUAAUAGUUAAUUGUAACUAAGUUUUUGUGAAAAUUAAAGCAAUAAAAGCAAAGAUCAAGAAAAGCUGAGUAAAACUAUUUUAGUUUAAUUUAAUUCAAGUAGUAGAAUUACAUAAUAAUCUAAUAAUAUUGAUAGUCUUACUAAUUCUAGAAAUGAUGAGAAUUAAAAUAAUUAAAAUAAUUAGUAAAAUUAGCAUUAAUCAAAUCCAUAAAAAAAACCGUAAUUAAAGGAAGUUAGAAAUAUUAUGAAUAAUUCAGAAUAAAUUUAAAAUAGUUUAAAAUCGAGUAGAACAAAAAAAGAGACUUAGCAAAAAUAGAAUAAUGAAUUUAUACAGAAAAACAAGUUGAAUAUUUUAAUUUAUUUAAAAACCUAAGAAUCAGACAUUGCAUAUGAUCCUAUUUUAAAUUAUGAUCAUGAUCCCUAUACAUUUGGGUAUAGACUUUUUAGGAUAGAUAAUUAAUUGAAUGUAAAUUAUUGGCAAUAAUAUAUAGAUUUAUAAAUCUUCAGAGGAAAAAAUUAAUUUAGAAAAUUUUGAAAAUUUAGAAGAUCUUAUAAAUCAAUUUACUAUAAAAUAUACUUAAUUAGAAAAUAUUAAAGAUAUUGAAAUUGUAAAUAUAAUUAAAUAAUUUUUUAGAAUAAUUGUAGUUUGACAGCAUUAAAAUUUUAAAAUAUAUAUGAGUCUACACUUAGACAUGCUUGUGUUGACAGUUUAGCUCUAAGACAUUUGAGAGUUCGCUUUUUUCCUUUUGUUUUUUUAGGACAACAACAAUCCCAAUUAGGAUUGGCUGUCAAUAAAGAUGAUAUUUAAUCUUUAUAGAAGCUAUUCUCAAAAUGA